This is a messenger RNA of Chilo suppressalis (striped riceborer), 717 nucleotides long. The record is from the annotation of a GenBank genome assembly. NCBI's taxonomy places the organism in Eukaryota, Metazoa, Arthropoda, Insecta, Lepidoptera, Crambidae.
AUGACUGCGGCCUGGGGUCAGAAGCAGCUCGGUGAUAAAUCAAGCAAUAUGUUCGGCGGUAGAAAAGUGUUCCCUUUAAUGCUGCUUCUGGCGGGUUUGUUUUGUGUAUUCGCUGAUGACGAUUGCGACGACUUGGGAGAAGAGUCCUUAUCAGAUGAAGAAGAAUUUGAAAUUAGCAAAUUAAAUCGAAGCUGCCCAAUUAACAAUCAGAUCUCAAAUGAUGCUAUCGAUGAACUGAGAAAGAAAAAUAAAAUGUUGCAGGCUAGAGUUGAGAUUACAGAAAAUGAAUUAGAGAAUUUGACAUUGGAAAAUUCUGCUCUUGCUAAGAAACUAUCCGAGUAUGAAUUAAAGAUAAAACAAUUAACAGAGAUUUGUAAAUCUCCAAAAUUAACUACAGACAAGUACAAGAAAAUAUACGCUAAUACUACCACAAUGUCAACGCCUAGUAAAUGUGCACAAAAUUCUAAAAUUGCUUUCCACCACAAACCAUCAUCAUCAUCACUACUAAGUGGAGUUUUAACAAAAUCAACCCACAAUAUUAUUUCAAGGGAUACAUUGGAAGAUAAGACAAAUAAUUUAGUAGGCGAUGUGUGUAGAUGGAAGAGAAAAUAUAGCAGUACAGCGAUUGUAAAACAUAAUGUGCUCUUAUUGGCUGAUGAGAGGGGACGAAACAUGCGAGAUAUGAUGGAAAAGCGUCUCGGCAAGAAUAUAAUGUAA